AGGAGCUACCUGAGCUCACCCUGGGAGAGCACCCUACCACUGUGCUCCAACCGAUGCCUCCGAAUGUCAGCUGGUCCAUAAUAUGGGAGUCCUGCUUGCAGCUGCAGAAGGCCAGCCCUGCCACUCAGACCUCUCCGAUCCCUGUCUGGUGGGAACCACCUAGUCCAACCUUUGACAUCCAUUCUGCUGCUGUCCAAAGACGCCCUGGGAGCCCCAUCCAAUCUCUGCUGCAGUGGCUCGGUCCAUGCCUGCUGUCCAGGCCCUGUCAGCCCCUGUCUGGUGUGACCUGCCUGUCCAAGUCUUGUGGUUUAUGCUAGCCCCUCUGAUCUGUGUCCUGCUAGUUCCAGCCUUAGGAGACCCGGCUGACGUCCCUGUGGAAGACCCGCCUGACGUCCCCGUGGAAGACCGGCCUGACGUCCCCGUGGAAGACCCGCCUGACGUCCCCGUGGAGGACCCUCCUCACGGAGGUGUUCAGUAUCCUGUCGUAGGUGACACCUCACCCUCUGUCCUACUAGGUCCUCAGUCUAUAUCCCCUAUAGUCCCAGUAGGUCCAGAGCAUCUUAGCCCUCAGUUCCCUGUUCACCAAUAUUACACUUUAUAUACAUAAUAACAUGCCAUUUAGCAGACGCUUUUAUCCAAAGCGACUUACAGUCAUGCGUGCAUACAUUUUUGUGUAUGGGUGGUCCCGGGGAUCGAACCCACUACCUUGGCGUUACAAGUGCCGUGCUCUACCAGCUGAGCUACAGAGGACCACACAUCACAGAAGACUGAAAUAUAACAAAACCGUUUGAUACAGAAACAUUGUUUAUUAAUGAUAAAAUAAUGAAAAAUAUUAACAUUCCACCCAUGAGGCCACUAGAGGGCGAUUUGGCCAUUUGACUGCAGGAAAGGGGUGUGCUUGUGUUGUGUAGAUGUACUUACAAUACUGCACUGUUUACAUUACUAUAUUUACUAAGUUUACCAUGUCAACAAGUUCCAUAGCCUCUGUUGGUUAUUGCCAUGUGAACACACAUUUCCUGCUACAGUGUAUAGCCCAUUCUUUAAUACACAAGCCUGUUGCUACCGGCCUAAAACCAGCACCCACGUAUUUAAAUGAUCUUUCGAUUCUACAACCUAGCCAUAUUUUCAGUUCCUUUGGGCAAAACAUUAUCCAAAAGACACCUCAAAUUCAUCCAUCUAGUUUGUAGUGUCACUUUGACUGCUCUAAUUCACUAUAAGUGAAUUUGUCCAAAUACUUAUGACUUCUUCAAAUGGGGGGACUAGAUACAUGAAGUGCUUUCAUUUUUAAACGGUGGGACAGAUGUGUAUGAAAAUAUCCUCAAAUAAAAGCUGGCAUUCUGAACUGUCACUUAAUAUGAAACAUUCUCUCUCAAAUGUAAAAGGCUGGAGUGUUUAGCCAAAUAAAAACGUUUCACUUCACUGUACAAUAACAUAUGAAGGGAAGUGUAGAUCAUGUUUACAAUAUUUGUUUUCCUUCAAACCUCAGGGUUGGGCCCUGGGGAGAAUGUCUGAGACUUUAAAGUCAGGCAAUGGCUUUGACUAUCCACUGACAGGAGGGGAAGAAACUGAGGGUGACUUAUUUUACUGUUUAGAAUAUUGGCUAAUAAAGGAGAUUUGUCAAAUCAAGAUUAUUUUAAUAUGCAUUAUGCAGAGUAGUAGCAACAUACUGUAGUGGCAUUGUUUGCUUUAAAAGUGUUAAUAUUCAUUUGAUCUCCUCACAGAGGGCUUCGGCAAUGAGGAUGCUGGCAUUGUCUCUCAGGUGAGAAUGUGGAUCUUACAACUUAAUGUCCGUUUCAUUCCUCAAUAACUAAUCAUUGUUGUCAUCCAUUUGCAUAAGUGCCAUUGGGAUGGUCUUAUCUUUCUAAUUUGUAAAUAUAUUUUUCAGACAGCCUAAAUAUCCUGCAAGUCUUCCAGUUCUGGAGUUUCCAAAGUCUUUGGUAGGUCUGGUGAGAAGGAAAAGGGAUUGGAUCAUUCCUCCCAUUAACUUCCCAGAGAACGACAGAGGCCCCUUCCCCAAGGAUAUGGUGCAGGUGAGUGAUUGUAGGUUUAUGUUGGCAGGAAAUAUGGUUGGUUCAGGAUUUUGCUCUGGUUUUAACAUUGUUAAUAUUUACAUUCAGAUCAGGUCCAGCAAUGAUAAAGAGGUGAAGAUCCAGUACAGCAUCACUGGUCCUGGAGCAGAUCAACCCCCUGUGGGACUGUUCACUGUGGACAAAAACUCUGGGGUUCUCUAUGUGACCCAGCCUUUGGACAGAGAGAGACAAGACCAUUAUGUGGUAAUGUUUGUAAACAAGAUAAAUAUAUGGUAAUGUUUGUAAACAAGACAAAUAUAUGGUAAAGUCUGUUUGUGUUUUGUCUUUUGAAUUCUAGAACUUUGAAUGCAUGUGUUAUUUUGAUAAAAUUAUUAUAUAUUUUCUCCUUUAGCUUGUGGCUCAUGCUGUUGCAGUUGGUUCGGGUGCAGCAGAAGUACCCAUAGAGAUUAUUGUUAAAGUAAUUGAUAUGAAUGAUAUCAAGCCGGUAUUCACCCAAGAUGCUUUUACAGGGAUUGUCCCUGAAGCAUCCCUACCAGGUGUGUCUCAGUCAACAUUUAGUCAGAUAUCAUAAGCUGAGGUUUAGGAUAAAAGUAAUGUAUCAAUAUUCAAUAUAUUUUUUUCUUGAUGUCAUCCAUGAAAAUAAUGUAUUAUGUUGAAAUAUUUUCUUCUCAGGCUUUGAGGUCAUGAUGGUAACAGCCACCGAUGCAGAUGAGCCUGGCUCAGCCAAUUCUGAUGUCAGAUACCUGAACUGCCGAGUCCCAACAUGUUUGUGUCAUGUGAAUUUCUAUCUCUAAUUCAACCUAAGCUUGAAUCAUUACCAGAGGUUGUAAGUAUCUGGUUUUAAUCAUAAAUGAUUCAAGGUCCAUAACCACGAAGAAGGAUUUUUUGUAUUUUUAUUCAUGGAGAGCUCUGACGCCAAAAACACAAACAUACGGUUUUAUACCUCCUGAACUUGACUCCUCCCACCUUUAGGUGGCUUUUCUAAACAGUUUCCGACCUUCCCCUUCACCCUUGAAUGUUUAGUACCGCCCCCUCUGUUAGUGGGUUGACACUACAUGAUCAUUCUAACAUUUAUACUGUAUUUGGGGUGAAAUCCUUUAGUCAUUAUUCAAAUCCAAAUUAAUCUAACAAUCCACCCCUUUGACUAAAUAUUCCCACAUUCAGGAUAAAUGUAUUUUACAAGCAUGAUUAAUCUCAGAGAUCACAUCAGAACUAUUAAACAUUUCAUCCAAUUGCAGUCUUUCAGGGUCCAAAUCCUCGUCAUCCACCAAGCCUGGAGGAUCGUUUUUCACAUUCCCCUGGUCAGAGUCCGGAGUCAGUCCAUCUCUCAUCAUUGUUUAGAUACUGCAUUUCACCAACGCCUGACUCACCAAUCCUCGGACACAGGGAACAAGACAGCAACCACAUAAUACAAGAAUACCCAUACAAACACUGACCGCUCCUAAGAUGGUUACUGCUAUGGUUUUCCAUUUACCAAACAUGGUAUCAAACCAUUCUGUCCAAGAUGUACUAACUCCUGAGUUUUCAGCCCAAUCUUCACUUAGCGCAGUUAAUCCUGCAAGAGCUCUGGUGACCGUCCCCUCCGGUGCGGUGUUGUUAGGGAGAAAUGUGCAACAAUGGCCCCCACCAUUUUACAGACUCCACCCCUUUCUGCCAGCAACAUAUCCAGAGCCAACCGAUUUUCCCAAGUCAUGAGUGAGGUGGCGGAUAAUUGUUCGGAGAUCCCCUUUCAGAGACUUGUCCCAAAGCCAUUACUGUGUUGUCUUGGCUGUGUGCUUAGGGUCGUUGUCCUGUUGGAAGGUGAACCUUCUCCCCAGUCUGAGGUCCUGAACGCUCUGGAGCAGGUUUCAUCAAGGAUAUCUCUACUUUGCUCUGUUCAUCUUUCCUUCAAUCCUGACUAAUCUCCCAGUCCCUGCCACUGAAAAACAUCCCCACUGCAUGAUGCUGCCACCACCAUGCUUCACCGUAGGGAUGGUAUGAUAAAUCUGACAGGAGAGUUUGAGUGAUGAGAGUUGGACAGAGGAUCUCGCAAACUCUGCGAAGAAACACUUGGACGAACUUUAAAAAACUAAUGUUAGGCUAUUUUCUGGCAAUUGUGCUGUUAUUAUGUGCCAGUUAUUAAGACUACAACCCGUUAUAAACGGUCUAUUUGCAAGAUUUACUUGUCAUUUCAAUAGGCAUAGGGCCUAUGUUACUGACUAAAAUCUGGGUUUAUGAUUGUAAUUCAACUUUGCCAUGUUUUGCUUAGCUAGAUGCAGGUAACCUAUAGCCCCUGAUAGGCCUACAUCUAAUUUCAGAUAGCCUACAGUAGCCUAGGCAAGAUGUCAGCAAGAUAUAAACUGAACGAUUUAGCAGCUUGCUUAGUUCAAAUUGACAGACUAAUUUAUUCAACAUGAACAGAGGCGCAAUUUCGAGGUAAGAAGUUCUUGUGUUGCCCAAUAGCCUGCUGGAAUAGGCUACUGAAAAUGGGGUCGUAAUUUCAAUCACUGAUCAAAUAUUCAUAAUCUGGAUAUUAACUGAAUAUAUGCUUGUCAACAACAGCCAGUGUUUGUUUUAUUACCUGUAGCUAAAUCUGAUGACUAAAUCUAAUGCAUUCUAACAGCUGAUCGGCAAUUGCAAUAGAGCUGUGACCAUGAUCACAAUUGAUAACUUCCAAUUUAACUAACUAAACAUGGCCAUUAAUAAUUGCAUAAUAACACAAGGCUACAACAACAAUAAACUGAAGUUAUAGGCUAUUUAUUAAAUAUGUUUGCCAUCGUCAGGAAGGCUACACAAGAGGCACAAAUUGAUUUGCAAUGACUCCAGUGAUAUCGUCAUUUCAACAUAUUUAUUAUAUCAAAUGCUAGGCUACACUAGCCUACUAUGGCAUAUAAAUUAAUAGGCUACUUGAUGGCCUACAGAUGCAAAUGUAUCAUUCCACAUUUAAUGUCAGUUUCAUUGUGGACUUUUUCCCAUAACAGAAGCACGCAAGGGAGUUCCAUAACUUCCAUUUCAAAUUUCUACUCGCGCUGCGCUCGAAGACCCAAGAACUGAGCAUGCGUAAAACCCUUCGCUUGAUACAGUUUUUCAUAAGCAAAGUUGACACUAGAAUGCAGUUUAAACCACUUCUGAGCGAAUGUAUCUAAUUCACUCUAGAGUGCCUAAAGUAGUUUUCCAGUGCUUUGUUGCCGUCAUUUCUGGAUGCGCAUCAGUUCUAGAGCAUUAAUAUGUUUUAUGAAAAAAGCGUUGGAAAUACACUACAUAUACAAAAGUAUAUGGACCCCCCCUUCCAAAUUAGUGGAUUCGGCUAUUUCAGCCACACCCGUUGCUGACAGGUGUAUACAAUCGAGCACAAAGCCAUGCAAUCUCCAUACACAAACAUUGGCAGUAGAAUGGCCUUACUGAUGUGUCACAAGCUCACAUAACGGGACCCCUGAAGCGGGUAAAAACAGUCUGUCCUCGGUUGCAACACUCACUACUGAGUUCCAAACUGCCUCUGCAAGCAACGUCAGCACAAGAACUGAUCGUCAGGAGCUUCAUGAAAUGGGUUUCAAUGGCUGAGCAGCCGCACACAAGCCUAAGAUCACCUUGUGCAAUGCCAAGCGUCAGCUGGAGUGGUGUAAAGCUCGCCCCCAUUGGACUCUGGAGCAGUGGAAAUGCGUUCUCUGGAGUGAUGAAUCAUGCUUCACCAUCUGGCAGUCUGACGGAUGAAUCUGGGUUUGGCGGAUGCCAGGAGAACGCUAAUAGUGGCAACUGUAAAGGUUGGUGGAAGAGGAGUAAUGGUCUGGGGCUGUUUUUCAUGGUUCGGGCUAGGCCCCUUAGUUCCAGUGUAGGGAAAUCUUAACGCUACAGCAUACAAUGACAUUCUAGACGAUUCUGUGCUUCCAACUUUGUGGCAACAGUUUUGGGAAGGCCCUUUCCUGUUUCAGCAUGACAAUACCCCCGUGCACAAAGCAAGGUCCAUAAAGAAAAGGUUUGUCGAGAUUGUUGUGGAAGAACUUGACUCUCCUGCACAGAGCCCUGACCUCUACCCCAUCGAACACCUUUGGGAUGAAUUGUAACGCCAACUGCAAGCCAGGCCUAAUCACCCAACAUCAGUGCCCGACCUCACUAAUGCUCAAGGCUGAAUGGAAACAAGUCCCCGCAGCAAUGUUCCAACAUCUAUUGGAAAGCCUUCCCAGAAGAGUGGAGGCUGUUAUAGCAGCAAAGGGGGACCAACUCCAUAUUAAUGCCCAUGAUUUUGGAAUGAGAUGUUUGACGAGCAGGUGUCCACAUACUUUUGGUCAUGUAGUGUAUAUAUAGAGUGCAAUCGGAAACUAUUCAGACCCCUUGACUUUUUCCACGUUUUGUUACGUUACAGCCUCAUUCUAAAAUGAAUUAAAUAAUCUACACACAAUACCCAAUAAUAACAAAGUGAAAACUGAUAAAAAACAGAAACCUUAUUUACAUAAGUAUUCAGACGCUUUGCUAUGAGACUUGAAAUUGUGCUCAGGUUCAUCCUGUUUCCAUUGAUCAUCCUUGAGAUGUUUCUACAACUUGAUUGGAGUCCACCUGUGGUAAAUUCAAUUGAUUGGACAUGAUUUGGAAAGGCACACACCUGUCUAUAUAAGGUCCCACAGUUGACAGUGCAUGUCAGAGAAAAACCAAGCCAUGAGGUCGAAGGAAUUGUCCUGUAGAGCUCUGAGACAGGAUUGUGUCGAGGCACAGAUCUGGGGAAGGGUACCAAAACAUUUCUGCAGCAUUGAAGGUCCCCAAGAACACAGUGGCCUCCAUCAUUCUUAAAUGGAAGAAGUUUGGAACCACCAAGACUCUUCCUAGAGCUGGCCGCCCGGCCAAACUGAGCAAUCGGGGGAGAAGGGCCUUGGUCAGGGAGGUGACCAGAACCCGAUGGUCACUCUGACAGAGCUCCAGAGUUCCUCUGUGGCGAUGGGAGAACCUUCCAGAAGUACAACCAUCUCUGCAGCACUCCACCAAUCAGGCUUUUAUGGUAGAGUGGCCAGACGGAAGUCACUCCUCAGUAAAAGGCACAUGACAGCCCGCUUGGAGUUUGCCAAAAGGCACCUAAAGGACUCUCAGACCAUGAGAAACAAGAUUCUCUGGUCUGAUGAAACCAAGAUUGAACACUUUGGCCUGAAUGACAACCGUCACGUCUGGAGGAAACCAGGCACCGCUCAUCAUCUGGCCAAUACCAUCCCUACGGUGAAGCAUGGUGGUGGCAGCACCAUGCUGUGGGGAUGUUUUUCAGCGGCAGGGACUGGGAGACUAGUCAGGAUCGAGGGAAAGAUAAACGGAGCAAAGUACAGAGAGAUCCUUGAUGGAAACCUGCUCCAGAGCGUUCAGGACCUCAGACUGGGGAGAAGGUUCACCUUCCAACAGGACAACGACCCUAAGCACACAGCCAAGACAACACAGUAAUGGCUUUGGGACAAGUCUCUGAAUGUCCUUGAGUGGCCCAGCCAGAGCCCGGACUUGAACCCGAUCAACAUCUCUGGAGAGAUCUGAAGAUAGCUGUGCAGCGAUGCUCCCCAUCCAACCUGACAGAGCUUGAGAUGAUCUGCAGAGAAGAAUGGGAGAAAAUCCCCAAAUAUAUUUACAUUUUACAUUUUAGUCAUUUAGCAGACGCUCUUAUCCAGAGCAAUUUACAGUUAGAGUGCAUUCUUUAUUUUUUAUUUUUUUCAUACUGGCCCCCCUUUGGGAAUACAGGUGUGCCAAGCUUGUAGCGUCAUACCCAAGAAGACUCAAGGCUGUAAUCGCUGCCAAAGGUGCUUCAAUAAAGUACUGAGUAAAGGGUCUGAAUACUUAUGUAAAUGUGAUUUUUUAGUUUUUUAUUUGUUAUACAUUUGCAAAAAUUGUAUAGAUCGAUUAGGGGGGAAAAACUAUUUAAUCUAUUUUAGAAUAAGGCUGUAACGUUGCUGUCACGCCCUGACUCAGAGGACGCUUAUAUGUUGAGUCAGGGUGUGUAUAUUCCUUGUUGUGAUUUUCUAUGUUGCAUUUUCUAUGUUUAGAUCUAGUAUGUCUAGAUCUAUGUUGGCCAGUGUGGUUCCCAAUCAGAGGCAGCUGUCGCUCGUUGUCUCUGAUUGGGGACCAUACUUAGGAAGCCUAUUGGCACUCGUGGGUUGUGGGAUCUUGUUCCGUGUAAGGUUUGUUGUGUGUUAAACCUUAGGACUUCACGUUUCGUUUGUUUAUUGUUUUGUUGUGUGUUUAUUCAGUUGAAAUAAACAUGUACGCAUAUCUGUCAAGAGAAUUUCUAUCUCUAAUUCAACCUAAGCUUGAAUCAUUACCAGAGGUUGUAAGGCUCUGGUUUUAAUCAUCAAUGAUUCAAGGUCCACAACCCACAAGUAUUGUCUGUAUCUUUAUUCAUGGGGAGCUCUCGCUCCAAAAACACAUACACUCCGUUUUAUACCUCCUGAACUUGACUCCUCCCACCUUUAGGUGGCUUUUCUAAACAGUUUCCGCCUUCCCCUUCACCCUUGAAUGUUUAGUACCGCCCCCUCUGUUAGUGGGUUGACACUACAUGAUAAUUCUAACAUUUAUACUGUAUUUGGGGUGAAAUCCUUUAGUCAUUAUUCUUAAAAUACAAAUUAAUCUAACAAUCCACCCCUUUGACUAAAUAUUCCCACAUUCAGGAUAAAUGUAUUUUGCAAGCAUGAUUCAUCUCAGAGAUCACAUCAGAACUAAUAAACAUUUCAUCCAAUUGCGGUCUUUCAGGGUCCAAAUCCUCGUCAUCCACCAAGCCUGGAGGAUCGUUUUUCACAUUCCCCUGGUCAGAGUCCGGAGUCAGUCCAUCUCUCAUCAUUGUUUAGAUACUGCAUUUCACCAACGCCUGACUCACCAAUCCUCGGACACAGGGAACAAGACAACAACCACAUAAUACAAGAAUACCCAUACAAACACUGACUGCUCCUAAGAUGGUGGCUGCUAUGGUUUUCCAUUUACCAAAUAUUUCAUCAAACUACCCUAUCCACAAUGUACUAACUUCUGAGUUCAGUUCAUCCUUCACUUAGUGCAGUUAAUUCUGUAAGAGCUCUGGUGACUGUCCCAUCCAGUGUGGUGUUGUUAGGGAUAAAUGUGCAACAAUGGCUUAUCUUUCUAUAGACACCGGCCCUUUCUGCCUGAUCUAGAAUCAACCUCUAAGUUAUGAGCGGGAUGGCGGAUAAUCGCUCGGAGAUCCCCUUUACUGCAUCUCUAGUCUGGUCAAUGAAUCGUUGUUGGUUGUAAUAGAUAUAAUUUAUCCAAUCCACAUUUUUGUUUAUUGCCACCCACCAGAAAAAUGUUGUGAUAAACCCCUCCCAUAUUUGAUUCAUAGCUUUGUAUUCGUCUGGAACACCCCUGGGGAUGCCUAUACCAUCUAUCCAAAUUGGCUAUUUCCUUCCUGACCUAUAUUUCUUUUUCUCCUGAUUAUUCUUCCUGUCACUGGUCUUUGAUGACUAAUUCUUACAGGUUGGACCAACAAUACUGGUGCACAAGUACCCACCCAUCCCUCUGGUAAUGUCUGCCGAAUGCUCCCUUUGUUAGUGCAUGCCCACCACACAUCAGUCAGAGGGAUGGUUAGGCUCCUAAUUUUUUCCCUCCCUUCCUUAUCUAAAUCAGUCACAUUAAUUAUCUCCUUACAGCCAUCAAAAUCACCCAAGUUACGGGUGCCAUUUCUAUGUCUGUAACACUGGUAUUUGCCAGGAGUUAAAGUGAAUCUAGGUGGGCUGGCCGAGUAUGUCAAUUUUGCCAGCCCCAAUCCCUGUGCAAUUUGGCUCUUUUUGAUUGGACCCCAGGUCUAAUACACAGGGAAACAUUGCCUUGGCAUUGGGGCGGUCAACAUUGUCGGUCGCCCAAUGGAGCAUGCAUAACAAUUGGUCUCUCCCAAGGCCCUAGCGGUGUACUUCAUCCACUUUAACCAGAGAUUCUCAUCAGGGACCCCCUCCACUUCCCCUUGGUUCCAUUCUUGGAGGAGAAAAUCUUUCAUAGUGGACGGGUUAGUCGAAUUGACUCCGUCAUCCCUUGACUGAUUUACUCGGUCUAUUGCUGUUAGUGGAUUAAUGACAGUACCUGUGCCCCUCAUAUCUUUUGACUCCAUCAAAUGUAAUCUCAGACAAGUAUCCCGUCCGUAUUCGUCCGCGCAAGCCCAGUAAGUUCUUUUCAUGUCCUCUUUAGUGACCUUACUAUCGUUACUACCAUCUCCGUGGGGAUGUCGUUAUACCUUCUUUAUCCUCCAUCUGGACGUCCAGCCCCCCCCCCCCCCCCCCGUCUCAUAUCUCCGUCCCCCAGUAUGUCUAAAUACCUGAGCCCAGGAACAAUCCGCCGAGGGAGCUGAACAUAAAUACAAUGGGAUUUUAUAAUCCCACGUUGCUUGCUUAUCUGCCCUGAUAAGAUCCCUGAUCCUAAUUUUGAAUCUUACUCCCCACCCUUCUCUGACUCCUAUUUGUAGAUCACUCGCCCUUGACGGUCAGUAUGUCGGGUCGCUUCCCUUUUAUUUCUUAAUAAUGGUAAGGCCAUAGCGUAAUUGGUGCGAGGUGGUGGUGGAUCUUGACAUACCACGACUAUUGCCGAGACUAUGAUGCAGCUCAGGGUCACCCAUAUUCCCAAAAACCGCCAACCCUCUCCUGCCUUUAGUCCUUCUGCUUGGUACCACCCCAUACUCACACCCUAAGAACACACUACAGUGAUGAUAGGUCGGGGGUAGGAGAUCUUCGUUGACAGAGGUGAUCCCCGGACCCUAUUCGGUCUAGUUCUUCUCUUCAACUCUGCGUGUGCUAAGUGGUGCUUGUAUGUGGUUUUACCUUCUUGCAGUGGGUAACAUGGACCCAGGUUCCUCUCUCUGCUAUUCUAAUGGUAAAGGCGGUGACCAACAUAACCUGAUAGGGCCCUUCCCAACAGGCCUGCUUCCAGUUUUCCUUCUAGUGACUGGAUGCUCACCAGUCACCUGGUUAGAUAGUGGGUCACCUUCUCCUUUAGUUCACCUGUGGGGCACAAACCCUUGACAUACGGGUGUGGUUAAUAAACUAUCUUCACACAUGUUCAGAUUAAUCUAACAAUUUCUGACUGCAUUCUCUUUUUAGACUGUUUUUUUAAAAAGUAUUUUGUCCUCUCCUUCGUAUAUUAUUUAAUCCUACAAUUAGCCUCUUCCCCCCUCUUGACACAUAGUUCUGCUCAUGUGUCAAUAUUUACCACCUACCUAAACAUUCCCUUAGGUAAUAUAUCAACCAAUUGCCAUGCCUUUCAUUUUUGAGAUUGUGUUUUGCUUCUUUAUUGCUCCUCCCACUUCCUUUGUCUUUAUGGUGGCUAAAUUCGACUUUCAUUCAGUUCAGAAUCAAUUAGUAAUCCAAUCAAUCAAUCUCUUAUCUUGUAAAAACACUUAUGUUUAGUUCAACCUCUGUUCUACCCCGGCUCUCCCGGGCUUGACCUGAAGACUGAUUGUUGGACAUGACAAGUCCAUAUUUAGGUCACCUAAGUCUUCUGCCUAGCAACAAAUAAUAAAAACCUCUAUGUUCGUGAUUAACCCAGUUAUCUCUAAUAGCCCACCAAAAAAAAAACAUCAUCUUUAAAUCACGACCAAUGUCAUAUCCCUCUCUACCAUUUGGGUAACAUCCCUGAUAUAUGUAUGCCUCCCUAGAGUUUCCAAACGAUUUUACCAUGGGCCGCCAUUGCCUUCCCAUAGAUAAGAUCACUUAAUUUACCCGUAUGCAGUACAUAAUGGAGUACCCAAGCUUUACAGCAGUCUAUCCUUACCAAAAAGCUCAUCAUUCUUCAUCUAAUUUUUUAAUUGAUUUUUUCUCUAGUCCUGAUCCUAUUGCUAAAUCAAUGAUCUAGGCAAUAGUUGUCUCGCCUUAGAUUGUACAUUCCUCUGAUUACUGCAGCUUAUUCCAUUAAUUUAGGUUCAAAUAUCCCCCAACAAACCGUUCCAUCCUACAGCAUAGUAAACACCACCCAUGAACUGCUGAAAAUCCCCUAAAUUCAACAUAACAACCCUUUAUAAACAUCAUGCUGGGUGUGUUGUUUUUUUAUUUGAAAAACCCAAUUGAAAAACAACAAUCAAAGAUAGCCAGGCUCAACUUAAUUUUGUAGCUCCCUUUUAUGACCUAACUUCACUACUGCUUCCCCUUAGCAACAUUCCAAUGAGAUAAGCUAAUCUCUUUCUCCUGGUUAUACAUUUUGUUAACCUUCAAUUACCAUCAGUAAUCUAAAGAUGGUAGUACACACAACACAUGAUACAGAUAUCCCCAGUCCUAACACAUGAAUAAUGUUUGUAUCAAUCUAAUUCCUUAUAACUAAUCCAUAAAAUCACUCAACAUUCCUCGAGUAUACAAUGAUUAUUCUCACACAUAUACGACCUUAUACAAUCAUUUGCUAAACUUAUUUGCAAAGUUCUAGCAAAUCCCCCAGUCAUAUACGCUACUCCCGACUCAUCUAUCUCACACGAUGAUAAUUAUCUCCCUGUUUAUACUGUUACACUGCAUCUCGUACAAUGACAAUAUUAACUAGUUUACAUUGGUGAUGGCCAUUCACCCCAUGUCAUUUCGGACUAGUUUAUUUUUGUAAUAGCUAUUUACUUAGGGUCAUUUUCGGACCCUCCCCAGUCGUAAUAAUUAUUACCUCCUUUGAGAUUUUGGUAACUUGUCACGGUUUCGGCCGAGGCUGCCUCUCUUCCUUGUUCGGGCAGGCUUCGGCGUUCGUUGUCUCCGGAAUACUAGCUGCCACCGUUGUAUGUUUCAUGUUCGUUUGCUUUUGUCUGUUUGUUGUGACACCUGUUCUCGUUUAGUGUAAUUAGUGUCCUAUAAGUUUCUUGUUGUGUUUGUCUAGUGUUGUGUGUGAUUUAUUUAUUUCUGUCGUGUGUUGUGCUUGUAUAUUGCUUAUUCGCUCGGUUGAGCUUUACUCCACUGUGUUGGAGCGUUUUCGCACAUAUUUAGUGCGCCUUUUGUUUUGUCGCCUUCGUGCGUAGUUUCGCCUUCGGGCAAGUUUGUUUGAUUUUUCCUUGUUGGAAAUUGCACUAAAGUCUUUUGGACUAUACUUCGGUGUCCUGCGCUUGAUUCCACCACUAACACCCACCUACAGCAUUCCUGACAGAAUCACACACCUUCAAGAAUGGAAUCAGCAGGAGCCGCAGCAGCCCAGGCGACGCUGGAGGACAAGGUCCGUGAACAGAGUGACCAGAUCCUGCAGAUGGGGUCCGCACUGCAGGAGGUGGUCACCACCAUCCGAGGCUGGGGGACUCCUCCACCGCCAUCCUCUCUGCCAGCACCAUCGGCCAGUCAGCCCAUUCCCGCUCCGGAACCCAGAGGAGUUCGACUCUCGCUCCGAGGGCCUACGAGGGACCGCGGCCUGGUGUCAGGGAUUCCUUCUCCAGGGGUGGAGCUGUACCUGGCCACCGUGCACCCGGCGCCCUCGGGACAUGAGAGCGUGUCCGCCCUGAUUCUCCUGCCUUUCCGGGAAGGCAUUGGAGUGGGCCAACGCGGAGUGGAGGAGGAUCGACGCGGACACCAUCACCCUACGACGAGUUCUCCCGCCGCUUAGAGCGGUUGUUUGACCAUCCCCCGGGGGGGAAAGCGGCGGGGGAGCGUCUGGUUUCCUCCGGCAGGGGAAGAGGAGUGCCCAGGAGUUCGCCCUAGAAUUCCGUACUCUAGCGGCGGAUGCAGGGUGGAAUGAGCGGGCUCUCAUCGAUCACUACAGAUGUAGUCUAACGCGAGGACGUCCGUCGGGAGCUGGCCUGUAGGGACACCAGCCUCUCGUUCGACCAGUUGGUCGACAUGUCCCAUCAGGCUGGAUAACCUGCUAGCUACCUGCGGACGUUCCGAGGGGGGUCCGUCCAUUUCACCCUCCAGCGCCUCCGAGCCGUGCCCCAUGGAGCUCGGGGGCGCUGGCGCUAGAGAGAGGAGGGGUCGGCUUACGAGGGGGUCCAUCUCCUGCACCAACUGUGGUCGGGGAGGACACACCCGCGGCUAGGUGCUGGGGAUGGCCUCCUAGGGGAGAGGACGACAGGUCCCGCACUGGGGAUUCCUUCCAGGUGAGUAGGCCGCCCCACUCACCCAGAGCUCUCUGUUGCACAUUUCUGUAUACCUGUGCGUUUUCCACAGGUAGCACCUCAUUCCCAGCAUAAGGCGCUGGUAGAUUCAGGCGCGGCUGGGAAUUUUGUUGAUAAGAAGUUUUGUUUAGCCUUAGGGAUUCCCCUUCUCCCUGUUGAUGUCCCUUUCCCCGUUCAUGCCCUAGAUAGCCGUCCGUUGGGUGCGGGCUUGAUCAGGGAGGUCACUGCGCCACUUAGGAUGUGUGCGCAAGGGGGUCAUCAGGAGAUGAUUCAGCUAUUUCUGAUCGACUCGCCUGCGUAUCCGGUGUGGUGCUGGGCAUGCCCUGGUUGAGUACCCAAACCCAUCUAUUUCGUGGCAGGAGAGGGCUCUGAUGGAGUGGUCUGCCCAGUGUGUGUGUCGAUGUUUCCGUAGGGCUACCUCGGUGGAGAGUCCAAACCAGGUGCCCCGCAUUGCAACGUUCCCCCUGAGUAUGGGGAUUUGGCUAUUGCGUUUAGUAAGUCGAGGGCGACGCAGUUGCCGCCCCAUAGGCAGGGAGAUUGUGCGAUAGACCUCCAGGCAGGAGCUGCGCUCCCACGGAGCCAUGUGUAUCCUCUGUCUCAGGAGGAGAAGAAAGCUAUGGAGACUUACAUAGACGAAUCUCUGAGACAAGGAUACAUACGGCCUUCCACUUCCCCUGCGUCCUCGAGUUUUCUUUUUUGUGAAGAAAAAGGAUGGUGGUUUUACGCCCGUGCAUCGAUUACCGUGGUCUCAAUCAGAUCACGGUGAAGUACAGUUAUCCACUCCCGCUGAUUGCGACCAUGACUGAGUCAUUGCAUGGGGCGCGUUUCUUCACUAAAUUAGAUCUCAGGAGCGCGUACAACUUGGUGCGCAUCAGGGAGGCCGAUGAAUGGAAGACAGCCUUUAGUACCACCUCGGGCCAUUACGAGUAUCUUGUCAUGCCAUACGGGUUGAUGAACGCUCCGUCAGUUUUCCCAAUCAUUCGUGGAUGAGAUCUUCAGGGACAUGCAGGGGCAGGGGGUGGUUGUGUACAUAGAUGACAUUCUCGUGUACUCGCCUACCCGUGUCGAGCAUGUGGCCCUGGUGCGCAGAGUGUUGCGGAGGCUGGUGGAGCACGACCUGUAUGUUAAGGCAGAGAAGUGUCUGUUUUUCCAGGAGUCCGGUCUCCUUUUUGGGGGUAUCAGUUGUCUGCGUCAGGGGUGAAGAUGGAGGUAGACCGGGUGGUCAGCCGUGCGUAAUUGGCAAACACCAACCCACUGUGAAGGAGGUGCAGCAGUUUUGGGGUUUUGCGAAUUACUACCGGAGGUUUAUCCGGGGUUUGGGACAGGUGGCAGCUCCCAUCACGUCUCUUUGAAGGGGGGGUCCGGUGCGUCUGCAGUGGUCUGCCGAGGCGGACAGGGCGUUUGGGAGGCUGAAGGACCUGUUUACCUCGGCCCCGGUGCUGGCGCAUCCGGAUCCCUCUUUGCCAUUUCAGGUAGAGGUGGACGCGUCUGAGGCCGGUAUAGGAGCCGUGCUUUCACAACGGUCAGGCGCGCCACCUAAACUCCGCCCCUGUGCUUUUAUUCCAAGAAGCUCAGUCCGGCGGAGCGAAACUAUGACGUAGGGGACAGGGAGCUGUUAGCCGUGGUACAGGCCCUAAAGGUGUGGAGGCACUGGCUUGAGGGGGCUCAACACCCUUUCCUCAUUUUGACGGACCACCGUAACCUGGAGUACAUCCGGGCAGCGAGGAGGCUGAACCCUCGCCAGGCAAGAUGGAAUAUGUUUUGACCCGGUUUACAUUUAAGAUCACGUACAUCCCUGGGUCACACAACGGUAAGGCAGAUGCACUGUCUCGGCGGUAUGACACGGAGGAGAGGUCCGUGGAGCCCACUCCCAUACUGCCGGAGUCGUGUCCUGGUGGCACCGGUAGUGUGGGAGGUCGAUGCUGAGCUCGAGCGGGCGUUACGCACCGACCCUAGUCCACCGCAAUGCCCGGAGGGUCGGAAGUACGUUCCGCUCGAGGUUCGGGAUCGAUUGAUCUAUUGGGCUCACACGUCACCCUCCUCUGGACACCCUGGUAUCGGCCGGACAGUGCACUGUCUUAGUGCCAAGUACUGGUGGCCCACGUUGGCAAGGGAUGUGAGGGUUUAUGUUUCCUCCUGCUCGGUGUGCGCCCAGUGUAAGGCGCCUAGACAUCUGCCUAGGGGUAAGUUACUACCCCUGCCCGUUCCACAACGACCAUGGUCUCACCUCUCAGUGGAUUUCCUUACUGACCUUCCUCCUUCACAGGGGAAUACCACUAUACUGGUCGUUGUGGACCGGUUUUCUAAGGCCUGUCGUUUGCUUCCCAUGCCGGGCCUUCCUACCCGCCCUGCAAACUGCCGAAGCACUAUUCACCCAUGUGUUCCGGCACUACGGGUACCCGAGGAUAUUGUGUCUGAUCGAGGUCCCCAAUUUACCUCCAGGGUCUGGAGAGCCUUUAUGGAGCGGUUUGGGGGUCUCGGUGAGCCUCACCUCGGGUUACCACCCGGAGAGUAAUGGGCAGGUGGAACGCGUGAACCAGGAUGUGGGGUAGGUUUCUUAGAACAUACUGCCAGGACCGGCUGGAGGAGUGUGCAAGGUAUGUUCCCUGGGCCGAGAUGGUCCAGAAUUCCCUACGCCAUUCCUCCACUAACCUAACCCCUUUCCAAUGUGUGUUUAGGUUACCCAGCCGGUUCUGGCACCUUGGCAGCAGAGCCAGAUCGAGGCUCCUGCGGUGGAUGAGUGGGCGCGGCGCUCGGAGGAGACAUGGAACGCUGCACACGUCCACCUGCAGCGGGCCCCUCCGACGUCAUAAGGCGAGCGCCGAUCUCCACCGCAGUGAGGGACCGGUGUACGCACCUGGUGAUCGAGUCUGGCUCUCUAACCAGAAACCUGCCCCUCCGCCUGCCCUGUCGGAAACUGGGUCGGCGGUUUUGUAGGGCCAUUUAAAGUCCUGAGAAGGUUGAACGAGGUGUGUUUAACAAAUUACAACUACCUGUUGAAUAUAAAAGUAUUAACCCCUCGUUUCCAUGUGUCCCUUCUCAGGCCGGUGGUAGCUGGCCCACUCCCAAGAAAGUGAGAUCAGUGAGACUCCUCCGCCCCCAUUGGACAUCGAGGGGGCACCGGCGUACUCCGUGAGGUCCAUCUUGGAUUCGAGACGUCGGAUGGGGGGUCUCCAAUAUCUAGUGGAGUGGGAGGGGUACGGUCCGGAGGAACGGUGCUGGGUGCCGAGGAGAGACAUUUUGGACCCGUCUCUCCUGACGGAAUUCCAUCGUGGGCACCCGACGCACCCUGCUCCGCGUCCUCCUGGUCGUCCCCGAGGCCGGAGUCGGCGCACGUCUGGAGCCGCGCGUCAAGGGGGGGGUACUGUCACGGUUUCGGCCGAGGCUGCCUCUCUUCCUUGUUCGGGCAGGCUUCGGCGUUCGUUGUCUCCGGAAUACUAGCUGCCACCGUUGUAUGUUUCAUGUUCGUUUGCUUUUGUCUGUUUGUUGUGACACCUGUUCUCGUUUAGUGUAAUUAGUGUCCUAUAAGUUUCUCGUUGUGUUUGUCUAGUGUUGUGUGUGAUUGAUUUAUUUCUGUCGUGUGUUGUGCUUGUAUAUUGCUUAUUCGCUCGGUUGAGCUUUACUCCACUGUGUUGGAGCGUUUUCGCACAUAUUUAGUGCGCCUUUUGUUUUGGUCGCCUUCGUGCGUAGUUUUCGCCUUCGGGCAAGUUUGUUCGAUUUUUCCUUGUUGGAAAUUGCACUAAAGUCUUUUGGACUAUACUUCGGUGUCCUGCGCUUGAUUCCACCACUAACACCCACCUACAGCAUUCCUGACAUAACUAUUCUCUGCCUUCACAAGAAUUCCUAUUCUUAUACAAGUUCAAAUCAUUUCACCAAAAUCCAUGAAUAAAAAUUACUGACCUUUUCCCUGCAGUUUGGAUUUAAAUGCUUUUUCAAACUCAUUAACGUCUUUAUCGUUCAUAAGAGUAAUCACCGGCCUGUUUAUAACCUAAGGCCAGGACUAUCUCCACGGAUGCAAUCACCCGGCUGUGCACGGAUUCGGUGUCCUUAGAACGAUAAAGACGUAUUUAAGCUCCGCUCAAAGGACCAAUCUGUCAUGUAAAUUUCUAUCUCUAAUUCAACCUAAGCUUGAAUCAUUACCAGAGGUUGUAAGGCUCUGGUUUUAAUCAUAAAUGAUUCAAGGUCCAUAACCACGAAGAAGGAUUUUUUUUCUUUUUAUUCAUGGGAGAGCUCUGACGCCAAAAACACAAACAUACGGUUUAAUACCUCCUGAACUUGACUCCUCCCACCUUUAGGUGGCUUUUCUAAACAGUUUCCGCCUUCCCCUUCACCCUUGAAUGUUUAGUACCCGCCCCCUCUGUUAGUGGGUUGACACUACAUGAAUUCUAACAUUUUAUACUGUAUUUUGGGGUGAAAAUCCUUUAGUCAUUAUUCUUAAAAUCCAAAUUAAUCUAACAGUUUGUCAUCAACCCUGUCACAGGCUUGAUUCUGGUCAAUGCUGCUGGACUGGACAGAAAGGUUAGUGGCUAUACUACUAGCAUACAAUUUUAACUCAACCGCUACAUUUCUCAAUAUGCUCCAUCUGGUGUCAUUUUCCAGAAAAUUCCUAAAUAUACCUUGGAAAUCCAAGCUGCUGAUAUGGAGGGCAAGGGUCUGACCUCUAUCGGAAAAUCCAUAAUUACGGUGACUGACGUCAAUGACAUAGCUCCUCAAUUUGUGAUGUCUUCGGUAAGUGCACAAUCAGCAAACAGUCCUGCUCAUUAAACAGUAAAGGUGACUUAAAAAGGGAAAUAUUUUGAUUGAAGGAUCUGACUUGAGGAAAAUAUGAUGAACUUGAUAAAUGGCAUACAACACAUCUUCUCACAUGUUCUCUUCGUGUAUUUUCUUUUCAGAACACGGUGUCUGUCCCAGAGAAUAAAGUGAAUGCUCUGGUGGUCAAAAUGCCAGUGAGUGAUGGAGAUGAGCCACACUCUUCCAACUGGGCCACCAAGUACAGGAUUGUAGAUGGAGACCCAGGUGGAUUGUUCACUGUUACCACCGGGCCUAGCAGACUGGAAGGAAUAAUUACUACAGCCAAGGUACCUGCUUGGUUUUUCUGUUUCUUUUUUUCAGAUGAGUAUGUGAAUGGAACUAAGUAACAGCAAAUAUGUAUUUGACCGAGGUCUGAAUUUCCACCGUAGAAGCCAAACCAUACAAAUAUUUGACAAAAUUGUUGAUGUUUUUGUCAUUGUGUCAUGAACCUGGCUGUAUCUCGUUCCCGUUUAGCCCCUUGACUUUGAGAAGAACAAUCGCUACAAAUGAGGUCCCAUUUGCCAUCCGCCUGCCCACCUCCACUGCCACAGUCCAGGUGAAUGUGGAGGAUCUGAAUGAUGCCCCUGUCUUUGACCCAGUGGAAAAGGUUGUUUCCAUAUCUGAACACCUGCCAGUGGACAGUGACUUGGUUCUGUAUACAGCUAUUGAUCCAGACAUCAUGGCACAUAAACUCAUGUGAGUUCAUGAAUCUUUCUUUUAUCUUCAAUUGAUUAAAUUGAGUUGAGGCCCUGGUAUAUAAUGGAGACAGAUACAUUAUGCAGAUAAGUCAAUUCAAUUAUAUAACAAGCACUUUAUGAUGAAGUACAAUCAGAUGCAUAUGCAUUAAGAUUGCAAGAAGCCUUGUGAAUGGCGAUGUUUUAACUCAAUAUACUGUGUAACUGCCUCUGUCGCCAGUUUAUUUCAUGUAUUUGCACUUUUUAUUAUUUAAUUUCUUCUGAAUUGUACGUUUUACAGCAAGACGGAACUAAUUAUUGGUUCCGCCCGAGUGUUGUCACCCGAGCGCCUUUAGCGACGCACCGAGAAAACUUUACCGCAAAAAAAGCGAAUUAUUUUCCCACUGUUAUCGUGUUUAAGUGCAUACUUACAAAGAAAGUAUACAGAAGAAGAUAAAGGGACAUUUAAAAGGAUGUUUAGCACCUCUGUGUGAUAAGCAGCAAUGAGGUUUGUUGACUAUUUAUUUUGCUAUGAGGGGUGUUUGUGUUUACGUGCGUCAUUUUUUGGUGUAAAAUAUACAUAAAGUGUCUAGCUGUAUGAGCUUGAUUAUAACGCCAGAUGUGUGAGACAUGCAUAUGGCAUUAUUUUGUUAAUGUAUUUUUUCUUUCUUUAAAACCAGUUCUCACGGGUUGACCAGCAUUAAAGCCCUGUAUUCAAAUCAAGACCUCUUGCCUCAUGCCUGUCACUGGAGGAGCUACAGUGAGAACUCAUCUGCUCUGCAUGAGUAGACGAGGAAGACAGUACCAAAGAGCCGUGAUCCAUGGACAAGAAGGGACAUCUCUACAUCCAAGAGUGUGCAUCUGCUCCUGACAUUUACACAGCCGCAGCAUCCACAGAAGAAUCCAGGCGCCUUACCAUGAAUCCAGCUGAUGCAAAGAAGCUUAAACUAUUUCCCACAAGAGACUGACACAUUUUUGCCUUCAUAUUCAUACGGUAUAGUUGUGUGUAUGUUUAAGUGUUAACUAAGCUACAACCAAGAGACUGAAUUUUGCAUUUCAUAGAACAACGUGAUAUUGAUUUGUGUGAAGUAGAUGUGAAUAUGUUCUAAAAAAUAAUAUUAGUGGUAAAAAUAGUAUAAAUGUGAAUAGCUAAUGGGAGCUGAAUCACUUAGCUACAGGCCAAAUUAGAUUUAACCCAAAUUUAAGUACACCAAGUAACAAUGUCAGAGCCUAGUCUUACCUCUGGGAGAAAGCAGGUUAAUGUAGGUGAAAGUAUAGAGCAGCAGUGCAUAGACAUGCAACCACAGGCUACUAAAGGCACAAGAGCUAAUGACCACACUUCCUCACAAGAACCACGAAGAGCCAAAGAGACCGAAAGUUAACAGAAAAGGGCCAAGAACUGUACAAUGAGCAAAUAAGAAGAUUUGCUCACCGUUUCACUGUGAGCUAUGAGGAGUGGAAGGCUAUUGCUAAAGACGCCAAGAAAGCUUUGAGUGGACAAUGCUCAAACAACCUGCUACAUGAACACAUAAGCAAAAUAAGUGCUGCCUCAGAGAAUCUGAACAUUGCUUAUGAUGAGUUAAGGCGCAUAGACAACCCUGACCAUGACACACGUCGCAGAAUUGACACCUGUGAUGCAGUAACCAGGAAGAUCAUCCAAACUGCAAAAAGAUCAUUUGGAGACAGCAGAUAACGGUGGAGGAGAUGAACAACGAGGCAACAGGGCGACAUCGUCUAUAUUCAAGUCUGUAGCCUCAGACAAGAUAAGUAUCAAUCCCAAUGCACUAAGUCCUCUCAUGCUCAAAGCAGCUCCAGGCAUUCAAGUCGGAUUUCUGUUAGCAGACAAGAUGCCGCUGCUGAAGUUGCUGCCAAUGAAGCUACUCUAGAAGUACUACUAGAACAAGAGUGUUGCAUUGAGGAAUUGGAAAGGCUUGAAGCUGAAGCUGCAGAGAGACAAAAGGUGCUAGAUGCAAGCGGAGACAACUGGAGCGACUAGAUAUAGUUAAAAAGUUAAAGGCUGCUAAGGCACGUCAGCGAGUGUAUGAUCAGAGUGAGUGCUCAGAUAAAGAAAUAAGCAGUCUACUCCAUCAAAGUGUCUGUAUGAAGGAAAAGGAAGAAGUUAAACAUGAAAAUAAUCUGUUGCAGCACCAUUCUUCACCACAAGACCGGGCACAUUCAAAGCAGGAUGACAGCACAGCAGUUCUUGUUAGAGCACUUGCAGAGUCCAUCAGUGCAGGUCGUCUUCCUAUACCUGAACCAACAAUAUUCAAUGGCGACCCACUCAGAUUCAAUGACUGGAAGGUUUCAUUUCAGACACUCAUUGAUCGGAAAAACAUUCCAGCCGAAGAAAAUAUAUAUUACUUGCGAAAGUAUGUGGGUGGACCUGCUAAAAGGCUAUAGAGAGCUACUUCCUGCUUGGUUCAGAGUCAGCCUAUCACGCAGCAUGGAGGAUUCUCGAGGAAAGAUAUGGAAAUCCAUUCCUCAUAGCCAAAGCAUUCAGAGAUAAGCUGGAGGCAUGGCCCAAGAUAAGCUCCAAAGGCAGUAUCGAACUUCAAGAGUUUGCUGAUUUCUUCGGAGCUGUGAGGCUGCUAUGACUCAGAUCAGAGGCCUCGAAGUACUUAAUGACUGCAAUGAGAACCAGAAGUUACUUGCAAAGCUUCCAGACUGGCUGACCUCGAGAUGGAACAGAAAGGUCAUAGAAGUGGAGGAAGAAAGUCACACAUUCCCAAGCUUCCAGCAGUUUGUAAAGGUUUCUCACACGUGAAGCUAAGAUUGCAAAUAACCCAAUAACAUCUCUCCAUGCUCUGAAACCUGCUGAAGGUGAGCAGAUCAAGGUUUUAAAGAACAGAGCUCUCGGAGCAAAGGUACUAGCAACUAACUCAGAUGAAAAAGCUUUCUCCACAAGCUGUGUUUUUUGUGAGAUGUCAGGUCACAGUCUACACAAGUGUUGGAAAUGUAUGAAUAAAACCAUCUCUGAGCGAGUCAAGUUUGUUCAAGGGAUUAAGUGGUGCUUUGGCUGUCUGAAGCCUGGCCAUCGCUCAAAGGAGUGUGAAAAUAGAAGGAUCUGUGAUACUUGUGAGAAAGGACAGCCAACCUGCCUACACGAUAAUCGCAGCAAAGAAAGAGGAAUGUCAACAAGGACUGAUGGAGAAAUGGAGAGUGACAAGUCAAGAGAAGGAACGACAGAUCGUUCACAAGAGAGGGUGACAAAACCACCACGCGAGGUAACAUCUAACAGAGUUAUCCAGAAUGUUAAAGGCACCCAUACAUCCUCAGUCAUUCCUGUGUGGUUGUCCACUACAAGUAAGCCAAAUCAUGAAGUCCUUGUGUACGCUCUUCUCGAUACACAGAGUGACACGACCUUCAUCCUUGAAGAGACAGCAAAGAUGCUUCACACUAAAAAUGAACCAGUCCAGUUAAAGCUCUCCACAAUGGCUUCAAGAAAUACAGUGGUGCCUAGCAGAAGGCUGACUGAUCUACAAAUAGAGGAUUCUACUCCAAUAAGAUAAUCUACCUGCCAGUAACUUACUCAAGAGAAUUCAUCCCUGCAAACAGAGAUCAUAUUCCCACACCAGAGACUGCCAAGGCAUGGUCUCAUCUUGAGCACAUUGCAGAUGAAAUGCUCCUUGCAAGCGUGUGAAUCGGCAUACUAAUUGGCUACAAAGUUCCUCAAGGCUCUUGUACCAAAGACAAGUGGUUGCUGGAGAAGAGAAAUUGAGCCCUUUGUCAGAGAACAGACUUGGGUGGAGUGUAGUCGGCUAUUAUGGCAACCCAUGUCUUGACUUUGGAGAUGCCUUUGGAAUAAGCCAUCUAGUCAUUGUGAGCAAGUGACAUCAGUUCUUCCAAAUCUCCCAAACGAAGUGCACUAUGUCUGUAGAACACAGAUCAAAGAAGUAGUCCUUCCAACAGACGUCAUCAAGGUGUUGGAAUCUGAUUUUGUAGAAAGGGCUUCAGAAGAUGAACACCUUUCUCAAGAGUAUCUCCAGUCAUGUCAAUUAUGGAGAGUGGCAUCAGACUCAAGGAUGAUGGGCACUAUGAAAUGCCACUUCCCUUCAAGAAAGGAAGACCAAACUUACCAGAUAACAAGGUAUGUGGCAUCCCACCGUCUCAGAUGUCUGGAGAAGAAGUUAAAGGGAAAUGAGCAGUACUGCAGAGACUAUAAGACCUUUAUGGAUGAGACAGUAGCUUCAGAAGACAACCCAGCUGACCACGCCUCAAGGGGUGUCACAGCAGAACAACUCACAGCUUCUAACUGGUUCACAGGUCCAGACCUUCUUUGGCAAAAAGAGCUACCAACUGGAGUUGUCAUGGUGGGAGAGAUCGAGAGCAGUGACCCAGAGGUCAAGAAAGCUCAGGUUCAUGACACUCAGGCAGAAGAAGCAAAAACAAUUUUAGAUCGUCUACACAAGUUCUCAGAACUGGGCAAGAAUGGUGAAGGCUGUUGCCAGACUCAAGCGCCGUGCUAAGGAAAUCAAAGGUCUCAAGCCAAAGUCCUGUGAGGCCUCGAACUUGGAGGAAAGGAAAGAGGCGGAGCGGACCAUAAUCAAGAUGGUCCAGGAAGCAACUCUCUCUCAAGAAAUUCAACGCCUUAGACAUCAUAAGGAGACAAAGGUCAAAGACAAAGCCAACCAGUUGCACAAACUAUGUCCAUUCCUGGAUGAUCAAGGUGUAAUCAGAGUAGGAGGCCGCUUAGCUAAUGCUGCCCUACAUCCACAUGUGAGGCAUCCAGCAGUACUUCCUAGAGACAGUCAUGUUUCUGCAUUGCUCGUCAAGCACUAUCAUGAGAGAGUGUACCAUCAAGGUCGAGGGAAUGACUAUAAAUGAACUCCAAUCCAAUGGCAUAUGGAUCCUGGGUUGCAGCAAGCUUGUUUCAUCCCAUAUUCACAAGUGCACAAGUUGCAGAAGGUUCCGAAGAUGCACAGAGCAACAAAGAAUGGCAGACCUUCCAGAAGAGCGGAUGGAAACAACUGCUCCAUUCACUUACUGUGGAAUGGAAUGCUUCGGACCAUUUCACAUUAAGGAAGGAAGAAAGGAGCUAAAGCGUUAUGGGCUGUUGCUCACCUGCAUGUGUUCAAGAGGAGUUCACAUUGAAGCACUUGAUGACUUGACCUCAGAUGCCUUUAUCAAUGCUCUGCGUUCAUUCAUCGCCAUUCGUGGAUCAGUAAGGCAGAUAAGGUGUGAUCAAGGGACAAACUUUGUCGGAGCAAGGCGUGAGUUCAUUGAAGCACUGAAAGAGAUGGAUCAAGAAGAGCUCAAAGAUUUGGGCUGCGAGUUCAUCAUGAACACCCCUGCCUCAAGUCAUAUGGGUGGAGUCUGGGAAAGACAAAUCCGCACUAUCAGAAGUGUCCCUGGCGUCCAUUCUAGAACAGUCGUCCAGACAACUUGACUCCUCUUCCCUACGAACAUUUCUAUAUGAGGUUAUGGCGGUUGUGAAUAGCAGACCUCUAACCACUGAUCAUCUGAACGAUUCUACCAGUCCAGAGCCCUUGACACCAAACCAGAUCUUGACCAUGAAAUCCACAAUCAUUCUCCCUCCUCCUGGAAAGUUUGGUCAAGGAGGAUCUCUACCUCCGCAAAAGAUGGCGCAGAGUUCAACUCUUAACCAACAACUUUUGGGUACGAUGGAAAAAGGAGUAUCUCCUUAAUCUCCAACACAGACAGAAGUGGACCAAAGAUCGCAGAAAUGCAAAGGUCGGUGACAUUGUUCUGUUACAAGAUGCUGCCACCGCACGAAACCAAUGGAAGCUAGCAAGAGUCAUCGAGGUGUAUCCUGGAAGUGAUGAAAGAGUGAGGAGACUCAAGUUACUCAUCAGUGACUCCUCCCUGGAUGGAAGAGGAAAGCGUACAGCCAAACCUGUUUACCUGGAGAGACCCAUUCAGAAAACAGUUACAUUGCCAGAAGCAGACUGAUGGUUCUAUCAUACACUCACACACAGUUUAUUAGUUGUUUAUUAGGACAGAGUUUCAUUUUAUUUAUUCAUGCAGUAGGUUUGUCUCCAAGUUUUAAGAAAUCACUUGUGAUUUGGUGGGAGUGUAACUGCCUCUGUCGCCAGUUUAUUUAAUGUAUUUGCACUUUUUAUUAUUUAAUUUCUUCUGAAUUGUACGUUUACAGCAAGACGGAACUAAUUAUUGGUUCCGCCCGAGUGUUGUCACCCGAGCGCCUUUAGCGACGCACCGAGAAAACUUUACCGCAAAAAAGCGAAUUAUUUUCCCACUGUUAUCGUGUUUAAGUGCAUACUUACAAAGAAAGUAUACAGAAGAAGAUAAAGGACAUUUAAAAGGAUGUUUAGCACCUCUGUGUGAUAAGCAGCAAUGAGGUUUGUUGACUAUUUAUUUUGCUAUGAGGGUGUUUGUGUUUACGUGCGUCAUUUUUUGGUGUAAAAUAUACAUAAAGUGUCUAGCUGUAUGAGCUUGAUUAUAACGCCAGAUGUGUGAGACAUGCAUAUGGCAUUAUUUUGUUAAUGUAUUUUUUCUUUCUUUAAACCAGUUCUCACGGGUUGACCAGCAUUAAAGCCCUGUAUUCAAAUCAAGACCUCUUGCCUCUUGCCUCAUGCCUGUCACUGGAGGAGCUACAUACUGCAUGUUCUAGGUAUCGCAUGGACAGAGAUCCUGCUAAAUGGCUGGACAUCAACAGCGAGACCGGAAUGAUCAAAACCAAACACCCUCUGGACAGAGAAUCUCCCUUUGUCAAAGAUGGCAAAUACAGAGUUCACAUUCUCGCAAUCGAAAGUGGUAUUUUGAUUUCGUUGUAAUAUCGUUCACCAGCAGGCUUCAGCCUGGGAACAAGGUUGAUUUAGUUGUGACUUCUUCAUUACUCCUUUUGAUAAAAGUAUCUUGCUUUGGGUUAUCAGAUGAAAUCCCUGCAACUGGAACUGGAACCAUUCUGAUAGAACUGGAAGGUGUAAACGACAAUGCUCCGACUAUUGAUGACACCCCGUUGAAGCUCUGCAACCAAGACCCCCGUCUAGUGCAUUUGGCGGUGACAGACAGAGAUGGCCCAAACUUUGCUGAACCCUUCAGUGUAGAACUUCUGAAAGGGUCCAAGAUGUAUUGCACUGCCCAAAUGGACAAAACAUGUGAGAAAUAGGGGGACAUGUCUUUUAAUGGUUUUGCAACCUUUAGUGUCAAAACUGCACUGCAGGUGCACAGUUCAUUGCUUUUCACAUAUUCACUCUGCAUUAGUCUGUUGAAUUUUAUUCAUAAUAUCAACAGACCAAGUAUGUCAUUUUGUCUGCAUGUUCUUUGACAACAUCAACAUACUCUUCACAUUCAAGGUUGAAAUAUGUCCCCUUUUUCUCCUGUCCCAGGAACUGUGGUUGAAUUGACAUUCAAGGCCAUGAGGGAGCAGAGAAACUUCUACAUUGAUCUGACGGUCUCUGAUGCUGGCGGGCUGAACCAAGACCAUGUCAUUCACGUCACCAUGAAUGAGGACAGGUGCAUGACCUGGGGGGAUUUCUGUGUUAGACCCUGACAUAGAUGAACAUUUGGACAUUUUCUUAGCGUUUUUAUAGCUAGCAGAGCUGGAUUGCUUGUUUUGCAAAGGUUGUCACUUUAUUUGACAUCAGGGGUAAGUCACAAAGUCAGAAAUAAGUCAAAACAUUCACAGCUGAAUUCGCCAAUAAUUUUCCCGCCAAAGUACUGACAAAAGGUUGGAAUUACUUAUGUCAAGACAUGUUUUUUUGUAUAAUUAAUUCAAUUUUAUUUUUAAGUUAGGAGAGAGUUCAUGUAUUUUCACAUUUAAAGGGAAAUGUGGGUUUGAAUAUAUUUCCUAGGGCACUAUUGAUAUAUUUUACAAUUGUUGUGAAUGUUGCUUGUUUUUUAUUUCCAUGGAGAAGAUGAUAAUUUGCAUGUUUGCAGAGAGCUUUAUUUAUGUU
This is a messenger RNA of Coregonus sp. 'balchen', 27358 nucleotides long. The record is from the annotation of a GenBank genome assembly. NCBI's taxonomy places the organism in Eukaryota, Metazoa, Chordata, Actinopteri, Salmoniformes, Salmonidae.